Sphaerodactylus townsendi is the source of this 1620-nucleotide messenger RNA. RefSeq names its product basic proline-rich protein-like. The transcript has 3 exons. The annotation marks the transcript as partial. Lineage: Eukaryota; Metazoa; Chordata; Lepidosauria; Squamata; Sphaerodactylidae. The record is from RefSeq and is a predicted model, not a curated record.
CCCCCACCCCCCCCCCCCCCCACCCCCCCCCCCCCCCACCCCCCCCCCCCCCCACCCCCCCCCCCCCCCACCCCCCCCCCCCCCCACCCCCCCCCCCCCCCACCCCCCCCCCCCCCCACCCCCCCCCCCCCCCACCCCCCCCCCCCCCCACCCCCCCCCCCCCCCACCCCCCCCCCCCCCCACCCCCCCCCCCCCCCACCCCCCCCCCCCCCCACCCCCCCCCCCCCCCACCCCCCCCCCCCCCCACCCCCCCCCCCCCCCACCCCCCCCCCCCCCCACCCCCCCCCCCCCCCACCCCCCCCCCCCCCCACCCCCCCCCCCCCCCACCCCCCCCCCCCCCCACCCCCCCCCCCCCCCACCCCCCCCCCCCCCCACCCCCCCCCCCCCCCACCCCCCCCCCCCCCCACCCCCCCCCCCCCCCACCCCCCCCCCCCCCCACCCCCCCCCCCCCCCACCCCCCCCCCCCCCCACCCCCCCCCCCCCCCACCCCCCCCCCCCCCCACCCCCCCCCCCCCCCACCCCCCCCCCCCCCCACCCCCCCCCCCCCCCACCCCCCCCCCCCCCCACCCCCCCCCCCCCCCACCCCCCCCCCCCCCCACCCCCCCCCCCCCCCACCCCCCCCCCCCCCCACCCCCCCCCCCCCCCACCCCCCCCCCCCCCCACCCCCCCCCCCCCCCACCCCCCCCCCCCCCCACCCCCCCCCCCCCCCACCCCCCCCCCCCCCCACCCCCCCCCCCCCCCACCCCCCCCCCCCCCCACCCCCCCCCCCCCCCACCCCCCCCCCCCCCCACCCCCCCCCCCCCCCACCCCCCCCCCCCCCCACCCCCCCCCCCCCCCACCCCCCCCCCCCCCCACCCCCCCCCCCCCCCACCCCCCCCCCCCCCCACCCCCCCCCCCCCCCACCCCCCCCCCCCCCCACCCCCCCCCCCCCCCACCCCCCCCCCCCCCCACCCCCCCCCCCCCCCACCCCCCCCCCCCCCCACCCCCCCCCCCCCCCACCCCCCCCCCCCCCCACCCCCCCCCCCCCCCACCCCCCCCCCCCCCCACCCCCCCCCCCCCCCACCCCCCCCCCCCCCCACCCCCCCCCCCCCCCACCCCCCCCCCCCCCCACCCCCCCACCCCCCCCCCCCCCCACCCCCCCCCCCCCCCACCCCCCCCCCCCCCCACCCCCCCCCCCCCCCACCCCCCCCCCCCCCCACCCCCCCCCCCCCCCACCCCCCCCCCCCCCCACCCCCCCCCCCCCCCACCCCCCCCCCCCCCCACCCCCCCCCCCCCCCACCCCCCCCCCCCCCCACCCCCCCCCCCCCCCACCCCCCCCCCCCCCCACCCCCCCCCCCCCCCACCCCCCCCCCCCCCCACCCCCCCCCCCCCCCACCCCCCCCCCCCCCCACCCCCCCCCCCCCCCACCCCCCCCCCCCCCCACCCCCCCCCCCCCCCACCCCCCCCCCCCCCCACCCCCCCCCCCCCCCACCCCCCCCCCCCCCCACCCCCCCCCCCCCCCACCCCCCCCCCCCCCCACCCCCCCCCCCCCCCACCCCCCCCCCCCCCCACCCCCCCCCCCCCCCACCCCCCCCCCCCCCCACCCCCCCCCCCCCCCACCCCCCCGAGUCUGGGAUCUGA